GAUGUGUUCUUAUAUGACUUCAAGUGUGUAUAUAUAUAGAGGUAGACAAUGCUGGGCUAGCUACCCCUCAUUUAUUUUGUUCUCCAUAAGCUCUCUCUCUCUCUCUCUCUCUAUAUAUAUAUAUAUAAUCGAUCUGUGCAUGAAUUAAUAGGCCGGAGUUGGAGCAGCAAAAGAUCAAUGGCGUCUCUGCAAAUAGUCCAGCUGCAGGUACAUUAUCUAAUAUCCAACACCAUUUACUCAUUAGUAGUAGUACUGACUUUCCUACUACUAGUAAAGGAAACAAGAUCAGCAGCCUCUAUAUCUAUGGUGAAGUCCAAGCAGUGCCAAGAGAAAUGCAGGAACGUGAGCGUGCCAUAUCCAUUUGGCAUAGGGAAAGGAUGUUACCGGGACGAGAGGUUUGAAGUCAGAUGCAAUGAGUCAUCAUCACAUCCCGCGACUCUCCCCUAUUUGGGAGAUGUCGAACUGUUCCAUAUCGGUAGAAAGCAUGUGCGUGUGAAUGCUAUGGUUCUUGUUAAUUGUCACAACAACAAGAAGUGCUCAGCUCGAAAUUGUUACAAUUUUGGUGAAGCUUUGAAUUAUAGUAAGCUGGGGCAGCCAUUCCGUGUCUCGCACCACUACAAUAAGUUGGUAGCCAUCGGAUGUGACAUCUUUGCUUAUAUCACUGAUAUAAACAAUACGGCUUACAUAGCUGGGUGCACAUCCCUUUGCUAUAACACGACCCUGGUUAUUAAUCCUUCUUGGACAAAUAAUAUUGGUCUGUCUUCUUGCUCCGGCAUUGGUUGCUGCCAGACUAACGGUCUUCCAGACGAGUUCUUGUCUUAUGAUUUGCUCAUCCGGAACAUGAAUAGCAGCGAUCAGUUCUUGGCCUCCAAGCCAUGCAGCAUUGCUUUCAUUGCCGAAAAGAACUUUUCAGAUUUCAACAAAUUCAACACCUCUAGUAUUCCGGAUGAAGAUUUCUUGUCUCGUGUCCCAGUCCCACUGUUGCUUGAUUGGGCAAUUGGGGACAACAUCUCUGAUUGCCGUGAAGCUAGCAGAAGAAAAGACUAUUCAUGUGGCCGUAACAGUUACUGUACAAAACGUAACGAUGAUGUCAUUGGAUAUGAAUGUAGCUGCUCUCAAGGUUAUCAAGGAAACCCUUACCUCGAAAAUGGAUGCCAAGAUAUUGAUGAGUGCGAGGAUCCGAGUAUCGAAAUUUGCCCAAAGGGUGCCAUUUGCGUCAAUACAGUAGGUAGCUACUCGUGCAAGUGCAAACCUGGUUACCGCAGCAUUCGCGGAGAUGGAAUUGAAUGCAUACCCAAAAAAAUGUUAGCAGGACAUGUUGCUAUAGGCAUUGGUUCUACAAUUGGUGUACUAGUCUUGAUCGUUAUUGGCUUAUGGUUGUACCGUAAACUUGAGAAAAAACAAAAACAGAAAAUGAAGCGCAAGUUCUUUAGGAGGAACGGAGGUUUGUUAUUGCAACAACAGAUCUCUUCGAGUAACAGAAGUGCGAUGAAAACAAAACUUUUCAUAGUAGAAGAGUUGGAGAAGGCAACGGACAAUUUUAAUGAAAGUCGAUUUCUUGGCAAAGGAGGACUUGGUACAGUUUAUAAAGGGAUGUUAACAGAUGGAAGUAUAGUGGCCGUUAAGAAAUCUAACAUUAUUGAUGAAACUCAAGUUGGUCAAUUCAUUAAUGAAGUCAUUAUCCUCUCUCACAUAAAUCACAGGAACAUUGUGAAAUUGUUAGGUUGUUGUUUAGAGAUUGAAGUUCCAAUGUUAGUGUAUGAAUAUGUCUCAAACGGCACCCUCUCCGACCAUCUUCAUGAUGAGGGUUAUGGUUCUAUGUCUUGGAAUAAUCGCUUGAGAGUUGCAGGGGAAAUUGCAGGAGCACUUGCCUAUUUGCACUCAUAUGCUUCUACAACUAUCUUUCACAGAGAUAUAAAGUCUAGCAACAUACUAUUGGAUGAAAAUUAUAGGGCUGUAGUGUCCGACUUUGGACUUUCAAGGUCAGUACCCCUUAACAAGACUCACUUAACAACAUUGGUGGGGGGUACAUUUGGUUACUUGGAUCCUGAGUAUUUUCGAUCAGGACAACUAACUGAUAAAAGUGAUGUUUAUGCCUUUGGCGUCAUUCUUGCUGAACUACUAACUGGAAGAAAAGCUGUCUCUUCUGAUAGAUCUGAUGAAGGUCUUGUACUUAACUUUCGAUCAUCAAUGAAACAGAAUCGACUGUUUGAAACUCUAGAGACAAUAGUUGUGAAUGACGGUAGGGAAGAUGAGAUUCAAGUCGUUGCUACUCUUGCUAAAAAAUGCAUAAAACUAAAUGCAAGGAAAAGGCCAAAUAUGAAAGAAGUAGCAGCAGAACUGGAUCGCUUGAUAAGGAUACAAGAGCAACCAUUGGUCAAGCACAAUAGCGUGGAUAGCUAUUGCUCGCUAAGUGAAAAUUCUUAUUCUUACAGAGCUGAUGCAGUUGUAGAAGAAGGUUAACAAUAUGUAAUGUUUCCAUUAUCAUAGUGCAAUUCCACUUGAUGUAAUGAAGUUUCUCUCUCUCUCUCCAUAAAUUAGUAAUUUAAAGACGUUUGUUGAAUUUACUUUUCAUUUUUGUUUGUUUGUAUA
Molecule: messenger RNA, 2592 nt
Organism: Cornus florida
Lineage: Eukaryota; Viridiplantae; Streptophyta; Magnoliopsida; Cornales; Cornaceae
Product: wall-associated receptor kinase 5-like
Exons: 3
Coding region: 178-2463 (761 amino acids)
Biological process (GO): cell surface receptor signaling pathway; protein phosphorylation
Cellular component (GO): plasma membrane
Molecular function (GO): polysaccharide binding; calcium ion binding; protein serine/threonine kinase activity
Source: RefSeq, a predicted model, not a curated record